CGGAAAAUGGCGGUGGCGUCGGCUGGGCCUGAACCCUGAGGCGGUAAACACCAGGCUGACAACACCCCCCUAGGAGCAAGGAAGGUGGCGCCCGGCGUAGAUCGAGCGGAGAGAAAGAAAGAGAGAAACGUGAAUUGGGAUUUUGACGAGGGAAAUAUCCCGGGGAAGGCGGAUUGAGAUGCCCGAGUGCCCCGUUUAACAGCGCAAUCCUUCCUCUCUCUCGCUCUCUCUACCCCCCCCCCCCCAACCCCACGGCCCAAGAUGUGGCUCAAGCUGUUCUUCUUGCUCCUCUACUUCCUGGUCCUCUUCGUGCUGGCCCGGUUCUUCGAAGCCAUCGUGUGGUACGAGACGGGCGUGUUCGCCACCAAGUUGGUGGACCCGGUGGCGCUGAGCUUCAAGAAGCUGCGGACCAUCCUGGAGUGUAGAGGUAUCUGCUACGCCGGCCUGCCCGAGAAGAAAGAUGUCAGGGAGCUGGUGCAAAAAUCAGGUGAUUUGAUGGAAGGCGAGCUUUAUUCUGCACUUCGCGAAGAGGAAGCAUCGGAAUCUACCAUUAGCACUGACUUCAGUGGCGAGAUGCAUUUCUACGAACAGGUGGAAGACACUAAGGAUGGGAUAUGGCUGGUCCAAGUUUCAGAAUGGUCAACAAAAAUAAGAAAGGAAAUGAGAGUGAUUGACAGACAAAUUCGAGAUAUUCAGAGGGAAGAGGAGAAAGUAAAGAGGUCUGUGAAAGAUGCUGCAAAGAAGGGCCAAAAGGAUGUUUGCAUCAUCUUAGCAAAAGAAAUUGUUCGAUCAAAGAAGGCUGUGAACAAAUUGUAUGCUUCAAAAGCACAAAUGAAUUCUGUCCUUAUGAGUAUGAAGAACCAACUAGCUGUAGCAAAAGUCACUGGUGCCUUAGACAAGAGUACUGAAGUGAUGAAAGCCAUGCAGAAUUUAGUAAAGAUUCCUGAAAUUCAAGCCACCAUGAGGGAUCUGUCCAAAGAAAUGAUGAAGGCAGGGAUUAUUGAUGAGAUGCUGGAAGAUACUUUUGAGAGUAUGGAAGAUGAAGACGAAAUGGAGGAAGCAGCAGAGAUGGAAAUUGACAAAAUACUUUUUGAGGUCACUGCAGGUGCCCUUGGGAAAGCUCCCAGCAAAGUCACGGAUGCUCUGCCAGAGCCAGAGCCGGAACUAAAAGGGGCCACGGCUGCAUCAGAUGAAGGCGAGGCAGAAGAGGAAAUUGAAGAAAUGCAGUCGCGGCUGGCAGCACUCCGGAGUUGAUCUGUGUAAAAUAUCUUGGCUGUAUAGUUCCCACUCGAAUUAUGUUGCUGUGGAGUAUGAGAUGGUUCCCAUACCCCUCUUUCCCUCUUCAUGCCAAUACCAAAGUCUAUAUUUUCUGCGUAAAACAUUGGUACUGUUAAAUCUGUACAAAGUAUGCUUCCCAAGAAGAACAAUACUACACUGGCAAGUCAUUUCUCCCAUUACGCUAAACUACUUCUCGGUAGCUGUCAAAACCUUUGACUACUUUAUUAUUCAGUAUAAUUUCAGCACUAAUGUCUUUACAAUUCCCAGACUUAACUGUGGGGGUGAUGAGGGUUACUGUUUAUGGUUUGUUUUUGGUUAAAUCAAAUUGUUGAAGAAUGUAAACACUUUUUUUUCUAAGUGGCCUUAUUAUAGUGAAAGAAUACUCCAUAAACUUGAUAGUGAUUAUCCUGUUAUAAACAACCCAUGGUGGGAAAAUAUUCUUUAUAUUAACUAACAAUUGUAUAUUUGAGUUGUAAAAGAAUGUUUUGGUUGAUAUUUCCUGCCUCUAGUUUUUACUAUUGCCAUUUUUGGCUUCAAAUGGCACCCUUAAGUAUGUGUUUGGAGUCCUCCAGCAACCGAGAUAAAACAAUUGAAACUGUUAAAAACAAUUAAAAUUGUUGGAACUUUAAAACCCCAUUUUAGUGCAGGAUUUGAAAUUUGAGAUGGGCACUGUAAUGUUUCUGUCUUUGGCAAGUCUCCCUUCUAAAGAUAAGAGUCCUUCUAAAGUACUAGUAUCCCGACUAGUACUUUUUCAUUUUUUUGUACAUAUGGAUGAUUACCAAGUCCUCCAUCAGCAUUCAAGCACAGUUGUGAAUUUCAGCAAUUCUUCAGUAAUAAAAGUGAACAAAAAGAUUAUGACGUGGGUUGACCAGGACUGCUUUAUAACCAUUAAAUAUGAUUUUGCAGUCUUUAAUGUAGGGGUAAGGGUCUCUCUGUGCGUGCAGAACAACCCAUUUUGGUACAUGUUCCUGAAAUAGAUUGCAGUUUAGUUGACUGUAGAGACAAUUCUCACUAGAACAGGCAAUUCAAAUCAGCCUGGAAUGACCUUUAGGUGCAACUUUGAUCAUACACUACUUUAAUUACAGUGCCACAGGCAGUUGCUGUUCUUCAUCUUAAAAUAAAACAAGAUGGAUUUAUUGGAGAGAUUUGUUUGAGAUAUUUAAGUAGGAAUUAAUUGUACUAGACUUCUGUGGAACUGCAAUUCAAUGUCAAUAAUAACAUUCUAAUUAUACAAAAACUUGGUCCACCUUAAUAAUUAAAUAGGGAUGCAAAGAAAAGGAAUAAACUCUGCUUUGGUUUA
This is a messenger RNA of Leucoraja erinaceus (little skate), 2578 nucleotides long. Its product is annotated as charged multivesicular body protein 3-like. Gene Ontology annotation, cellular component: ESCRT III complex; multivesicular body. Lineage: Eukaryota; Metazoa; Chordata; Chondrichthyes; Rajiformes; Rajidae. The record is from RefSeq and is a predicted model, not a curated record. Gene Ontology annotation, biological process: protein transport; endosome transport via multivesicular body sorting pathway; late endosome to vacuole transport. The transcript is spliced from 7 exons. The coding region runs from base 262 to 1254 and encodes 330 amino acids.